Molecule: messenger RNA, 1540 nt
Organism: Lepisosteus oculatus (spotted gar)
Lineage: Eukaryota; Metazoa; Chordata; Actinopteri; Semionotiformes; Lepisosteidae
Product: solute carrier family 35 member D3
Source: RefSeq, a predicted model, not a curated record
CAGUGUACCAGUGCACAGAAAAACUAAUUGAGAUGUCUGCUGUCAGCCCUUUUCUGUGGCUAUUGAGCUGCUUUCCACUGCUCUGCCCUGGUGAAAAGUCUGUCAUAUCUGAAAAAAACAUCCCAAACCUUCCAAAUUAAGGACUAUGAAGACAGUUCCAGCAGAAACACUGACUUUCCUGCUUCACUUCCUCGCUCUUUUUUCCUCUUCUGUAUAGACAGGAUUUGGAGAAGCUGAGCAGACUGAACAGUAUCCAAUUUUGAGCCCAGACGUGUGCAGUGGGUCAUGGAGGUGAAGCCUUGGAGAUGACAGACCCUGUUGCCCAGCUGUCUUCGAGACGGUGAGGUGGUGCUCCGACAGUCCUCGUGUUUCAGGGCAAGGAGCUCAGGAUGGGCAUUCGGCAAACCCUCACCUCCGCCUGGAGCCGCUGCAGUGCAGACAGGUCUACCUGUUUCUUCAGAAAACCAUGGCAGGUCACCAUCCUCCAGAGACUCCUGGUGCCCCUGGUGCACUGUGGCGCCGUCCUGCUGGCUGUAUUGGUCUACUCCCUGGGCAGCACACUGUAUGACUUUCUGACCCGUCUCUUCAUUUCUCAGUAUCGCUACCCCUAUCUGGCUCCUCUCGCACUGGCACAGGUGCUGCUGACUCUGCUGUGCACUGUGGCCCUGCGGGCCCUGGGCUGUGUCACACUGCAGCCCUACUCCCUGCAGCUGGGCGAGAGGCUGCUGGUGCCCUCCAUCUGUAGCAGCCUCCAGGCUGUGCUGGGGCUGUGGGCAGAGGCCAACGCCCCCUCCGACCUGUUCGUCUUCAUGCUGCAGCUGCUGCCCCUGGCGUCCGCAGGCUGGAGCCAUGUCCUGGGUCUGACAAAGCCACCUUCCCCCCGCAUCACUGCCCUGGUGACUGCUGUCACGCUCUCAGCGCUGAUCAGCACAGGGAUGCACGGAUCGUUCACCUGGAAGCCACUGGUGUAUCUCUAUGCCCCUCUCAGCCUGCUGCUGCACAGCCUGUGCCUGAGCUGGCUGGCCAAGGUGGGUGAGCUGCAGCGACGGCACGCAGGCGGCCAGACCUCGCCCUUGGAUCUCUACUACACCCUUUCUGUCAACAGCAGCCUGCUGCUGGGCUUCCUGUGCCUGCUGCUGCCCAAUGCUGGCCAAGCCUUUAGCCGAGGCAGCUGGCACAGUCUGAUCUUCCUGGGGUACCUGCUGGGUAUGACAGUCCUGGGAGCACUGCAGCACCUCUUCUUAGCUCUUGCCACACUGUACAGCUCCCCACUUGCUGCUGCCCUCCUGCACGCCGCCAAAGACUUGGCUCUGUUAUUCUAUAGCCUGCUACUGUUUUGAAGCCAGGGGAAUAAAAGCAGAAUAUGGUUGAAACCAACAUAUUUUGUUAGCAUAUUUUUCACCAUUUGAAGAAUGGUGAAUAUUCAAUUGCAGUAAAAGUGUUGAAAAAGAAUGAAUGCAAAUCUCUACAUCACCUGUCAUGUAGACUCAAACACUAUGUAACAAAGUUAUCUAUUAAAUGUAGUCUUUACAUACCACAA